UUGCUUGCUGUCUUUCUCUAUUGUAAGUUUGUAACAUUCUCAAGUCCAGAUCUUACAGACUGGGUUCGGUUAUUAAAUCAAUUACUCGACAAUUGGGAUUUGGUAGUUUCUGUGAUCUGAAUCUGAUUGAGCUGCAUGCACAUAUUCAGCGGUAGUGGAUGUAAUGAAGCAAAAUUUUAUAUAGAAAUUUCGGGGGAGGGGAAAGGAAAGAAGUAACUGGAAGUUCGUGUUUUUCUGAUAUUCUAAAUAAAGUAAUUGAAUUUUGUCUGCCGGAAUCAUGAAGAUUCUGUUUUCUGCUAUUGCUCUUUGGUCUGUUUGUGUUCUAUUGGUCAUUGGAGUUACGGAUUCAUAUCUCCCUGAGGCCGAGUUUCGGUUUGAAAGGAGUUCUCAUCCAACAUAUAAUUAUGACCGGAUUGAUGAAGUUCGGAGGCAAUGUGCCCCAGUCUUAUCUUCUGCCUCUGAAUUGAGAUCUGGAUAUGAUGUGGUUGAUGGUAUGAAACAAGAUCUUUCCUUUGUCAAUGGCGAUUGGAGCCAAGAUGGGGGUAAGUUUCCCAUAAUGCCAUUUGAUGCGGGGAAAUUUUCUGGGACCUUGCCAUCUGAAGACCGGACUCCAUUGAAGUUAGUCUCUUUUUGGGUAACAGACAUUGAUCAUACGCAUAGAAUGAAAAAGUCAAUUCCUGUCAAUGGAUUCUUGAUAAUGGGCAUUACUAGAGAUGGUUCUUUUGUGGAUAAUGCCUAUGGUGGAAAUGCUGAUUACCAGCUAUGGCCUGGCCAUUCUCAGCUUUCAAUUCCCUUUCAAGGGUUUUACACUGAGUCGAAGAAAAAUGGUGGGGAGAGGGUGUUAUGUUUAUUAGGGGACACAAUGCUUCCAACUCGAGAGACUGAUCCUGCCAAUCCAUGGGGAUGGAUGAAGACUUCUGGUAAAAAUAAUGAUGAAAUGCCUCUGUCAGAAGAUGAUCAAAUCAUCUUAGUUCUUCACUACCCCAUGACAUUCACAUUAACUAACAGGGUUAUCAGCGGAGAGUUGAGAAGUUUAAAUCGCGAAUCAAAUACUAAAUACUUUGAUGUGGUUCACAUAACAUCACAAUUGGGCAGGUCAGCAAAGUAUUCAUUUGGCGCAAAAGAUAUUGUAUCUAAAGCAUGUAAUCCAUACCCAUACAAGGAUAACCUGACAACUGAUGGCAUCAGUGUCUAUAAAGGCUUAAGAUUUUGUCAAAUUCUUGAAGAAAUCACCAGGGGCCAACCGUUAUCUGUUGUGCCAAACUGGAGAUGCAAUGGGAAAGAUAAUUUCUGCAGUAAAUUAGGCCCCUUUUUGUCAGAUAAGGGAAUCAAAUCAACAGAUGGAAGCUUUAAAGAUGUUAAAAUUUACAUGCAGAAUGUUAUCUGUGAGCAAGCAACUACUCGUGGCAAUGCUGGUUCUGCUAGGGUAUUUACAAAUUUUAGAGCUGUUUCUCCAUCGAAAAUCAGUACACUGCAGCAAAAAGAUCUGGCCCUAGCAACAUGUCUCUUGCUGCUGAAGGUUUUGGAAAUCUUCUAG
Neltuma alba is the source of this 1537-nucleotide messenger RNA. RefSeq lists its product as uncharacterized. The transcript is spliced from 2 exons. The record is from RefSeq and is a predicted model, not a curated record. The coding region runs from base 278 to 1537 and encodes 419 amino acids. NCBI's taxonomy places the organism in Eukaryota, Viridiplantae, Streptophyta, Magnoliopsida, Fabales, Fabaceae. Gene Ontology annotation, cellular component: intracellular membrane-bounded organelle.